Molecule: messenger RNA, 2492 nt
Organism: Lolium rigidum
Lineage: Eukaryota; Viridiplantae; Streptophyta; Magnoliopsida; Poales; Poaceae
Exons: 5
Coding region: 1-2037 (678 amino acids)
Molecular function (GO): protein binding
Source: RefSeq, a predicted model, not a curated record
AUGUUGAACCCUGGGCAGUCCUCGGGGUCGUCGCUGUUGGCGAUGAGACGCUGCCGAUGGAGGUACUCCGCCACCUUCGCGGCCUCCUCGUCGCCCCCCUCCUCCUUCACCUUCGGCUUCGGGAACAGGAGGGGCGCGCUAGUUCUCGGAUGUCCAGGGUCUUCCUCCCCAUUCCAGAACCCAGACAGACCCACCGAAGCGAACACCACCACCAUGGCAGCGGCAGCGGCAGCGGCAGCGGCGGCGAAGCGGCCCUGCCACAUCCACAUCCCGCCGCUGGAGCUCGUCAGGGAGCAGAUCCUCCCCCGCCUCCCGCCCCGCGAACCUGCGUGCCUCCUCCGCGCCUCCCUCGUCUGCAAGACCUGGGCCGCCGCCAUCUCCGACCCCGCCUUCCGCACCCGCCUCCACCAGCUCCACGGCACACCCCCCGUGCUCGGCUUCCUCCACAACUGGGACGACGGCGACGGCGUUCCCCGCUUCAUCCGCACCACCGACUCGCCCUUCGCCCUCGCCGCCGCCCCGGACUGCCGCUCCUGGCGGGCCCUCGACUUCCGCCACGGCCGCGCCCUCUUCCUCUCCAAGGGCCGGGCUACUUGGGAGCUCCUCAUCUGGGAACCAAUCACCGGUUCCAGCCAGCUCCUACGGGUGCCCGAGGCGUUCGAGACCGACCACGGGACCCGGAAGAUGGCCCCGACCGCCGCCGUGCUCUGCGCACUGGAUGGGUGCGACCACCGCGACUGCCGCGGGGGCCCCUUCCGCCUGGUCUUCGUCUUCUCCGUCGCCGCCGACGACGGGUAUGCCACGUCAGCGUACGUGUACUCGUCGGAGACCGGCACCUGGGGCGAGCCGGCUUCGAUGCAGCGCAUGUUCUCCAUGAAAUUCACACGCUACUCCAGUGCGCUCGUUGGGAGGUCUAAGCUCUACUUCAUGUGUGACGAUGUGUGGAUCCUGGGGUAUGACUUGGCGAAGCACAACCUGACCGAGAUUGACCCACCAGACUUCAUGUCGAGUGACGUGGGGAUAUUCAACAUCAUGCCGGCGGAGGACGGUGGACUGGGACUGGGAGUUUGCCAAUAUCUGCAUCCCAACCUCAAACUGUGGACAAAGGACACUGAUGCACCGUGGGUGCUGAGCCGGGUCAUCAACCUGGGCAGAUCGCUCCCAACUGGAAAUAUCCUGAAUCCAGAUGGUAAAGUGCAACUGAUGAGCUUUGCUGAGGGAGCAAAUGUCGUCUUCUUUAACACGAUCACUGGCAUCUUCAUAGCCGGGCUGCAGUCGCAGAAGGUGAGGAAGGUGUGCGUUAAGCGUGGCUUCUGUAAUUUGAUUCCAGUUGUCGGCUUCUACAUUCCUGUGCACCGAGGCGAGCACCAGGAUCCGUCGUCGUCGGGCCCUAGUGAGGAGUCGGGUAGCGAAGAGGAGGAGAAAACAGUGGAUCAGGCGCAGCAGCUGCUCGACAAGGGGUCCAAUGCUAUUAAGGAGGGAGGCUUGGUCAACACCUCCGAAUGUGUCAGCCACGACACUGAGAUCAGGGUUCCACGCCAAGGAGAAGUUGCUUCGGACUGUGCUAGCAUGGAAGACAAACAUGGACAUGGUGGCUUGCCAUCUGAAGCUCAACAAGUGACUGAUCCUAUGGGUCAAAUUCCCAACAGUGCACUAAAUGAAGAAUUGGUGAAGAGUACAUCUACAGCCAGCAAAGAUGAUUCUGGGAACUCAAAGACCUCUGGCAGCAAUGUUGAGGAUGCUGCUCCAACUUCGGAGAAAGGUGAUUCUGAAGAAAGGGUUCCACGUCAUGGAGAAGUUGCUACGGACUGUGCUAGCAUGGAAGACAAACAUGGACAUGACUUGCCAUCUGAAGCUCAACAAGUGACAGAUCCUAUGGGUCAAGUUCCUAACAGCGUACUGAAUGAGGAAUUGGUGAAGAGUACAUCUACAUCCAGCAAAGAUGAUUCUGGGAACUCAAAGACCUCUGACAGCAACGUUGAGGAUCCUACUCCAACUUUGGAGAAUGGUGAUUCUGAAGAAGUGCCGCUUUGCUAAGCUGAUGGUCAGGGGGAUGUUUUAUCAGUCAUCGGCGCCUUCAGUAGGAUCUCUUUCUUCUCUACAGUUGCAAAGACAUGAGUGUUAGCUCUCAUUUUUCAUGGUAUGUAGUUUAGGGUCCAUUUUGAACUCUGAUGCAAGGCACCAAAAGUGGAGGCUUUGACACCUCAGAGAAGUGAAUGCUGCUCAAGACUUGGUCUGAAGAUAUGCUAUGAUGCAAACCUGCUAACUGGGGAUAGAUCUGCUAACUCUGAUGCAAGGCACCAAAAGUUGAGGCUUUGACAUGUCAAAGAAGUGAAUGCUGGUCAAGAUUUUGUCUCAAGAUAACAAUGUCACAACUGGAAGUUGUUGAUUCUUUGAGAAAAAAAUAAUCUUCUGGAUUAGGAUUUAUCAGUUGCAAGAGAACAACAAUGUUUUCCCCCCUCUCCUGCUAUGUAAGAAUCCGUUUCCUGCUU